GUUGUUAACGUACGUUCGCGAUUUGAGUCGAUGAUUUACAUAAUACUGACUGAAUUCCUUUGUAGAAUUGAUAUAAAUUUGAAAUAAAUAUGGUUUCUUCUUGCAAUAGUGUGUGUUAUUCUUUAGUUUACAAAACAACGCCUUCGAUGUCAGUUAGAAGCCGGUAGAAUGUGAUUACUGAUAGUGAUUGUUUUAGUUUAAAAACACUUCAUAAUAUGGCAAAUAUUUUACCAGUAGAUCCCAAAGUUUUCCCUUUAGAAAGUAUACCAUCAGUUUUGAAGAUAUUUAAGAAUGAACUUGAAAAACCUGACCCUGAUUUGGCUUUGUUAUCUAUCAUCGCUGGAGCCGUUGAAAAUUCAAUGACAUGUAACAAAAACAUUGCUUCUAAUGAAAAUGAUAUUUAUGAUGAACAGAAACUUCCUUCAUUGCAGUAUAACAUCCUUAAUGCUCUCUACACUAAGUUUCACAGUAUAAUCAAGGGUUCAAUUGAUGUAACCCAGUACAAAAGUAAGUAUGCCACAAGAGAACUUAUAAGAAAAGUGUCAGAUGUGAUUUGGAAUUCACUAACUCGAAGUUAUUAUAAAGAUAGAGCCCAUCUUCAAAGUUUAUACAGUUACAUGACAGGAAAUAAGCUUGAUUGCUUUGGAGUUGCAUUUGCUGUGGUUGCGGGUUGUCAAGUACUAGGAUUUAACGAUGUUCAUCUAGCUUUAUCCGAAGAUCAUGCCUGGGUUUUAUUUGGUGAAAACUCUCAAGAGACUGCUGAAGUAACAUGGCAUGGUAAAGGAAGUGAGGACAAGCGAGGCCAGAGUGUAGAGUCUGGUAUAAAUUCACGAUCCUGGCUCUAUGUUAAUGGUUACCCUAUAACAUGCAAUAGACAUAUGGAAGUUGCAGCUCUAGUAUCAUCGAUUAAUCCGUCUCUUACAGUUACUACAGAUUGUCUUGAAGUUUCUAUAUUUCAGCAAGAGCUUUUGUGGCUGCUAUAUGACAUGGGCUAUUUAGACAAAUAUCCAAUGGCCUUAGGUAAUCUUGCUGAGCUUGAAGAAUUGAAACCAACAGAUGGGCGUGUCCCUUGUUUUUCUCUUUUGCAACAAGGGAUACUUACAGCGAGGAAAUAUUAUAAUAAUAUGCAUGUUUAUCCUUAUACUUAUCAGGCUGGUUAUUUCUAUCGUCACAAUCUCUAUAAGCAAGCAUUUAAUUCAUGGGCAAAUGGUAGUGAUGUAAUCAAACAGUAUAACUAUUCUCGAGACGAUGAAGAAAUUUACAAAGAGGUUAUGGAGAUUGCAAACGAACUAAUACCACAUAUUAUGAAAGUUGUGAGUUCUGGCCAUAAUGCCCAUUCUCUACUUAAAGAUCCUGAAUGUUUUGCUGAUUUACUAAGGUUUUAUGAUGGUAUAUGUAUGUGGGAAGAAGGAAGCCAAACUCCUGUACUUCACAUUGGAUGGGCUAAACCGUUGGUCAACACUAUAUCGAAGUUUGAUUCGAGUGUUAGAAGUCAGGUUGUAAUAAUAAAUAAUGAAAACCACGACGAUUCAAUCAUUAAUAACAACAACGACUCUUGUAAAACUUUGGAAAAUUCUAAUAUCACAGAUAUUACAAUGGAUCCAAAGGAUUCGAUCAACCCCAAGAUUAAAGCACUUACAGCCGCUUGUGGCGAACGGCUUUUAAAUAGAGAUUUCCUUUUGCAAGGAGGUUGUGAGCCUUUUGUAGGUGAAGCCAGUACCUCCGUCGAGCUUAAAAUAGAAAUGAAGCCGAAACUUAUCUUGUACAGUCAGAAGAUGAAAGGUCUGAAGGACCUACUCCUGGCCGAGAAGUUGAAUACGCACGCCAUUUCUCUUCAGCUCACUGCGCAGAGCCAAGUGCAGUUUAAUAAAAAAGGCCAAGCGCCCAGGGAUGAUUCUACGGGCUCUAGAACGAAAAGAUCGAGAAGGGAAUAAUUAUUUGUAAAUGUAUCUGUUUUAUUUAUUUUAUGUUCGAUCCAUCUCAAAAGAUGAUCGUAGGAUAUAUUAAAUAGGGAAAUACUGAAUUUCUUUUUAUUACAGUAUUAUAUGAUGUUUUGUUAAUUAUUUUGGGAAAACAAAAAUCAAAUUUUUGUUUAUUAAUUUCUGUCUUAUUAAAAAUUUACAUUUUUUUGUUUAUUAUUAUAUAUUUUGUAGUUUAGGAGAAAUUUUGUCUUUUAAAACAGGGGUGGGCAGAUAUUUAUUCGUUAUGGGAAAGCCAUUCCAAUAGAAAAUCUAAUAAAUAUUCAAGUGCAUUCAGUAGUUCUGAUGUGUAUUUUUUAGACAUGGGUAUAUAGUCAACUGUUGAAAUUAUAAUGAUGAACAUAAUCAGAAUGUGUACUGAAAAAAGAAAUUUUUAACUACACAUCCUAACCAUUUUUCAUUCUUAAUAUUUAUUAAUGAUGUAGAGAUGGUUGACCGUUGAUAUGAUAUGAGAAGGAAUUAGUCGAGGAU
Nezara viridula (southern green stink bug) is the source of this 2450-nucleotide messenger RNA. NCBI's taxonomy places the organism in Eukaryota, Metazoa, Arthropoda, Insecta, Hemiptera, Pentatomidae. The record is from the annotation of a GenBank genome assembly.